Saxophila tyrrhenica is the source of this 1236-nucleotide messenger RNA. RefSeq lists its product as uncharacterized. The coding region runs from base 1 to 1236 and encodes 411 amino acids. NCBI's taxonomy places the organism in Eukaryota, Fungi, Ascomycota, Dothideomycetes, Mycosphaerellales, Extremaceae. The record is from RefSeq and is a predicted model, not a curated record. The transcript is spliced from 2 exons.
AUGGCUGAUCCGCUCUCUCAACUCAGUAUCGAGAGCCAGUUUGGCCGUCUCGCAGACUACCAAUUCCGUCACGAACCUUUGACCGUCCCGGAUACACUCUUCGAUUGGAUCGACCCCGCGGGCUCCGUCUCGAGCGAACACUCCAAGCACACAGCGCGCUCACAUCGCCAGCGAGUCGAAGCGUACGCCGAAACCAUCUUCAACUCUCGUGAGAACAUCGAAACCAUCCGCCAAGGCCCACACGGACUUCGCGAGCACGCAGACAAUCUCGUCUGCAAACUCUUUGGUCCAACCCGCGGCUUGCUGUACAUUUCUUCGGCGAACAGAGAAGCCUCCGUUGAGAAUGUCGAGUUUUCUAGAGAGGAACCUCCGACUGCGCCUCGAGGUCCGAAACUGGAUAAAUCCCGCAGAUUCAAACUUCAGCUCGAUGCUCUCGUCUUGGUCGUCCUGUGCCUCCCUCCUACCAUCAGGUCUUUGAUCUUUGAGGCGGUACCGAACGAUGAUGGCAGACACGACCUCUGGCAAAGCUCGUUGGCAAUCCAAGUAGCGGCGGUGACGAUGAAGAUAUUCGGGGACCGACUCGAAUCUCUCACGGCGCUGAUAUCGGAUCGCACCGACGUGAAGAUGCUCCAGGAGAUCGCCAGCGUGGAGAACUGCCGCAACCUGGGAAUGGUGAAGUCAUUGUGCAUCAGUGCAAGCAGCAGGAGCAAGUCCGUAGCGAGCCGCACGACGCUCAACACUGAGCUCUGCAGAUGGCACGCACUUUCCACCACCGUCACGCACGUCUCACUAUGGGACCUCACUAGCGAACCACAAGCUCUUGCUGAGCUCGUUACUGGUUUCACAAACGCAAAGACCCUGACGCUGAACAGCAUCGCAUUGCGUUCACCUCAUCACAUCCUCCGCCAGAACCGAGACAGAGAGUUCAUGGUCUGGCCCACGUUUCUGAUUGACUUGCGCAGGCAGAUGCCACUGCUGGAGAUCGAGUUGCGACAUGUCCAUGGCUUGGAAGACCUCGGUGGCAGUGCCGUGAAGUGGAUCCUUGACGAGGCAAUUCCGGUCGGGCACGCCGUGGGGUUUGAGAGACAAGAACGACUGAUGGAAGAUUUUGAGAAUUUCCAGUUCCUGUGGCAUGCAGAAGAUAGCGAACGAGGCGAGCUGGCCAGGAAGGAUCGCGGAUACGGCAAGCUUGUGGACAUGGCGAUGUGGAGUCGUGGAAGAGGCAUGGGAGGGUGA